AAAAAUUUACGUAACUAAGAAUGCUUUCCAAAUAAACAAAUGAAGUGAAUUUCAUUAAAGAUUUUGACAGAGUCCUAACCUAGAUCCGAAUUUACCAAAGGCAUAGGCCCUAAAAUUCGCCAACAAAUAAUUAAUAUAUUUAAGGACUUUUACCAACGAAUUACGGAUUUUUUUUUUUCUCAUUUUACACAAACGUAUUAUCUUUUAGCCUUAGCUAGUUACAUUGUAAAGAAACUGAUUCAAUCUCUUCUAACACAACACGACCAGAAUAUAUAGAGGCAAUAUGUACAGAUCCGCGAGCUGGAACCGUGUGACCGAGGAUUACUCGGUGCCUUGGUCCGCACCAAAGGGAUUAUGGAAGGGCCUAGACGAAGACGACUCCGCUCCAUACAAUCCCAUCGGGCAAGAGGGGACCAAGAAAGAGAAGUCACGUUCCAAGUUUGCUGAAAACGCCGUUCACAUAAUCCCUUUUGUCCUUAUUGCUUGUGCUCUCGUCCUUUGGUUCUUCUCUAAUACAGAUGUGGAUGUUGGGGUGAAAGGAGAAUCGAUUGCGGCUAAGAUCGAAGGGUUAACGAUCGAAGGAGACAUUGAUAAUGACAGCGACGGAACUCAGACCGGGUUCUUAGGCGGCGCCACAGAGGUCGGUGGUUCUUACAAGACUAGACUAAAACGCGGCUUCAAUAAGCGUCAUCGGAGGAUACAAGCGUCAAGGAAAGUGGUGAAAGAUUUCUAUUAGCUUUUU
Camelina sativa (false flax) is the source of this 742-nucleotide messenger RNA. RefSeq lists its product as uncharacterized. The record is from RefSeq and is a predicted model, not a curated record. Lineage: Eukaryota; Viridiplantae; Streptophyta; Magnoliopsida; Brassicales; Brassicaceae.